ACUUCUAUAGCCAAAAAAAAAAACAAUGGCAGCCAUUUCCUUCUCUCUCAACCACCAAUCCUCCGACAACCGCCGUGGUGGAUCUCACCACCACCACCGUCACGGCCCCGUGGUGGAAGAAAUCGAAGGACUCAUCAGAGUUUUCAACGACGGUUGCGUCGAGAGACCUCCCAUAGUCCCCACCGUGUCACCCACCGUUCAUCCAUCUGCUAAAGUCACAGCCUUUGACAUCAAACUGUGCAACGACACGUGGACGCGUGUCUACAUCCCCGACGUCGCUGCAUCCUCACCGUCCUUUACUCUCCCUCUCCUCGUUUACUUCCACGGCGGUGGAUUCUGCGUUGGCUCAGCUUCUUGGAGUUGCUACCACGACUUCUUGACUAGCCUCGCCGUUAAAGCUCGUUGCGUCGUCGUUUCGGUAGAUUACCGUCUAGCUCCUGAACACCGUCUCCCGGCGGCGUACGACGACGGAGUCAGCGUCGUCUCGUGGGUACUCAAGCAACAUCAUGUGUCUAACGGAGGAUAUUCUUCUUGGGUGAGUAAAUGUAACCUCUCAAACGUUUUCUUGGCCGGAGAUAGCGCCGGAGCCAACAUAGCUUACCAAGUCGCCGUUAGAAUAACCGCCAGUGGCAAAUCCGUAAAUAAUCUAAACCUCAAGGGCGUUAUUCUAAUCCACCCUUUCUUCGGCGGGGAAUCAAGAACGUCCUCGGAGAAAAAGCAACAACAACACUCCAAGUCAUCGGCUUUGACUCUCUCCGCUUCGGAUACGUAUUGGCGACUGGCUCUUCCACGUGGCGCGAGUAGAGACCAUCCUUGGUGUAACCCUCUGGUCAGCUCAUCGGUCGGGUUUCUCCGGGAAGCUAGGUUACCGGCGACGAUGGUGUUUAUGGCGGAGUUUGAUAUACUAAAAGAUAGGAACUUGGAGAUGUGUAGAGUGAUGAGAAGCCUUGGAAAGAGAGUUGAAGGUAUUGUUCAUGGAGGAGUUGGUCACGCUUUUCAUAUUCUCGACAACUCUUUGGUGUCACGUGAUCGAAUCCACGACAUGAUGUGUCGUCUUCGCAACUUCAUACAUCCAUGAUCAUAAUAAUUCCUCUCAAGCAUUUUGGAACGAAUCAGUUAUGACAUUAAAGUAUUAUGUUGCUUUUCUGGUGUUCUCAAAUGAAUAUGUGUGCUUACUGAUUACUAUAAACUAGUAACGAUUCCUCUGGUUGUAU
Eutrema salsugineum is the source of this 1214-nucleotide messenger RNA. RefSeq names its product probable carboxylesterase 17. Gene Ontology annotation, molecular function: hydrolase activity. The coding region runs from base 26 to 1078 and encodes 350 amino acids. The transcript has a single exon. Lineage: Eukaryota; Viridiplantae; Streptophyta; Magnoliopsida; Brassicales; Brassicaceae. The record is from RefSeq and is a predicted model, not a curated record.